GAGAGGGGCGCCGGAAAACAGCUGCCGGUCAGAUCCGAAAAGGGAGACGGGGGAGCCGGGGAGCGACGACACCCGGUCCCAGGUUGCUAGUGGCUGGCUUUGUGGCUUGAGCCUUCUGGGAAUGCAAGCAACCUGAUGCACGUGACCCAACCGCGUCGUUUUACAGAACCUGCUGACAUGGCCGAUCAUGGGGCUGAUGAGCCGUCCUCCGGGACAGGGAGUCCGGACGGGGAAGGUCGGGUCUCUGCAGACAGAUCGUUGCUCCAUCAGAGGCUGGCCGUCAGGGAGCUCAUCGACACAGAGGUCUCCUACUUGCGCAUGCUCCAGCUCUGUGCCUCGGACAUCAGGAGCCGCCUGCAGCAGCUGCCGCAGGGAGAUCUGGAUGUCCUGUUCUCAAACAUCGAUGAUGUCAUCAAGGUGAACAGCAGAUUUCUUCAUGAUCUGCAGGAGACAGCCUCCAGGGAAGAGGAACAGGUGCAGCUAAUUGGUAACAUAUUCCUGGAAUUCCAAGAGGAAUUGGAGCAAGUCUACAAGGUCUACUGUGCCAGCUACGACCAGGCCUUGCUGCUGGUGGACGCUUACCGGAAGGAGCCAGAGCUGCAGCGGGAGAUCCAGGGCAUCGUUGAGGCAGUGGUGCCGCAAGCUGGAUCCUCAGGCCUCAGUUUCUUACUGGUAAUCCCUCUGCAAAGGAUUACCAAGUACCCAUUGCUGCUGCAGAAAAUCCUGGAGAACACACUCCCUGAUGCCAGUGCCUACCCUGUCCUUCAGAGGGCUACCUCUGCCCUCCAGGACGUGAACACCAACAUCAAUGAAUAUAAGAGACGCAAAGAAGUGGCCUCCAAGUACACCAAGGUGGAGCAGCUGACCCUGCGGGAGCGGCUGGCCCGCAUCAACACGCACAGCCUCUCCAAGAAGACCACCCGGCUGAGCCAGCUGCUGAAGCAGGAGGCGGGGCUCGUGCCCAGGACGGAAGACAAGGAAUUUGAUGAUUUAGAAGAGAGGUUCCACUGGGUGUCGCUGUGCGUAAACGAGAUGAAGAACAACGUGGCUGCUUACCUGGCUAAUCUGGAGGCUUUCCUCCGCUUCCGGCUACAGGAGUACGAUCUGGACAUCUGUGGGGGACCUGUGGUGCAGUACUGCCACCUGGUGAGAGACCUCCAGCUCCAGGCCUUCCCGGAGUUUAAGCAGCGGCUGGAAGGCCUGGUGUGGCAGCCACUGUGCAGCCUGGCCAAAGCCCUGGCUGGCCCUCAGAACCUGAUCAAGAAGCGUCUGGACAAACUACUGGACUUUGAGCGGGUGGAAGAGAAGCUGUUGGAGGUGGGCAGCGUGUCCUAUGAGGAGGAGGCGGCCCGGCACACGUACCAGGCGCUCAACUCCCUGCUGGUGACCGAGCUCCCCCAGUUUAACCAGCUGGCCGUGCAGUGGCUGGGCCAGAUCCUGUGCACAUUCGUGGCCCUCCAGAGGGACCUUGCACAGCAAGUGCUGCAGAGGGCAGAGGGUACCUUGGCUCAGCUGCCCCACCACCACAUCCCUGAGCCGGCCUUCAGGAAGCUGGUGGAGGAUGCACUAGGACAGAGCAGUCACCAGCUUCACUCCUUUCAAAAGAACUUCGAGAAAGUGCAGCCACCCCCCACCAUGCAACCGCUCCUUCCAGGGGCUGAACGCCAGGUGCAGGCUCUCCUGAGCAGGUAUGGCCCGGGAAAGCUGUACCAGGUGACAAGCAACAUCAGCGGGGCUGGGACUCUGGACCUGACACUGCCACGGGGCCAAAUUGUGGCCCUCCUUCAAAACAAGGACACCAAAGGCAAAAGCGGCCGCUGGCUGGUGGACACUGGGGGACACCGAGGGUACGUGCCAGCUGGGAAACUGGAGCUGUACCGUGUCGUCCCCAGGGAGGAGGAGCUCACAGGGCAGGUGGGGCCUCACCAGGACUCCCGUCAUCUAACACAAGAGCCCACCCCAGCCCCGGUCCCCUCGGUCCCCACCGUGACCCAGGAACCACCACCCUGUGAGGCCAGAGCCUUGAUCAGUGGCCACACCAGUGCCCUGGCCAGGGGCGGGACCAGAGAAAGGAGCCUUCCAUCCCUGCCACAUCAACAACAGAGAGCUAACCCCUCGCUCUCCAACAGCAUGGUGGUGGCAGUGUACCCCUUUGUGGCCAGAAGCAGCCAUGAAGUGAGUCUGCAGGCAGGCCAGCCGGUGACUGUCCUGGAGGCCCAGGACAAGAAGGGGAACCCGGAGUGGAGCCUUGUGGAAGUGAACGGACAGCGGGGAUAUGUGCCCUCCAGCUUCCUGGCCAGGGCACCAGGCCCGGCUCCGUGGGGCUGGAGUCUGCCCUCUUAGGGUGCCCUCUUUGGAGUCCAUGUUGCCAAGGGAUGGAGGAGGCUUAGAGAUUGUGACCCCAGGUGGGAAGAGAAGCAAAGAGAAGGCAGGGGUGGAAGGGGAGAUCAGGCGAGGGUGGGGUGAAGGGCAGCCAGAAGGCAGCCAGAAGAGGAGGGGGGCCUUGCAGACUGCCUGGCGUGGGUGGGCAUGAAAGGCUUCAGCCAGGACCCCUCAUUAUGUCUGCUUAAGAAGUCGUUCCAACCUGGAGUCAUACACCCUGGAUGGCAGGUCAAGUUGAUAAAGACUUGUCAUAGCUAAUGGCCAACUACUUGUGCCCCCAUCUGGGCCCACCCAUAGGAUGAAUGCUGGAUGAAUGAUACCUGUGUGCUGUGUGGUUGCAGGGAGGGGCACAGGAGAAGUCCAGAAAUGCCUGGCCGACGGUUCCCUUCCCACAUGUGUAUCAGGAGAUACAUAGCUGACCUGGCACCUUUUAUUUCUCCGUGCUGGCAGCUGAGUUAUCUUGGGUAGUGAACCACUGGGAGCCCUCUCUGGCGGGGGAGUGAGGGCUUGUCGGGGCAGUGGAGAGGUUCCCAGAGACUCUUGGCUGUGCCUGGGAGUGGGUGUGACCAAGUCACGGUUCUGGAAUGUGUGUAGGCAAAUUCAGAGGCUGUUCCAGGGAAGAAGGGACUUUGGAGGUGUGUUAGGUGGGGUGUGUGAGGCUGCUGGCGGCAUUUGUGCACUGCUGCUGUGUUCUCUGGACUAGGGGACAGAGGGGCGUGCAAAUCACAGAGGAAACUGUGAAGCAGAUGGCUUUAAAGGCGUGGUGGGUGGGGGAGGUUAGGUAGUGGCUUGAUUUCCUGUUUCUGGAAGCAGGGGAACCUCCGGUGGUUUUAGGAGGCUGCUGAGUCCUAGAGGCAACAGUGGACAUGAUGUCAGUUUGCUGUGGGACCUUAGACAUGGGACACAACCUCAGUUUCCCAUCCAUAAAGCCCUAACUCGCAGGGUUGUGGUGAGAAUGACAUGAGGCUAAGGAUGUGGAAGCUCCUUGCGAAUCAUGAAGUGUGAUAUAAAGGUAAAUUGCCAUUGGUAGCAGGAUGUGCCAGAAGUGGUCUCAGGAUGGCCCCAGCAUCCACCGGCCCAGGCUGCACGGGAAGCAUUCCUGCUGCCAUGCCCCAUGCCCAGGCCCCCGGCCGACAUUGUUAAUCAACAUGGCAUCCUUCUCAAUACCGCAUUCUAGGUGGCCAAUCUCUUGAACUUGGUGAGAUCAAACCUAUGGUCAUCUCUUUCUGGAACCUGGAAAUUGAAAAGCAGUUCCUGUUCAAGGAAGACUGACCCUUUGGGGCAGUUUUGGGAGCAGCUUCUGUUGGAUCAUCACCUCUAGGUUGUCACUUUGGGGUACGAUAAGUUGCAAGAUUCAUAGAAGAGGGAAAAGGUGAUCCAGCCUGAUCUUUAAUAUGAAUUACAAAUUUUGGAACCAGCCCAAGUUAGAGUGUGUGUAAAAGCAGGUGGCAGUUUAGACUUUUUUCUAAGAACAUCUCUGUGUUAUAACUGUAGUGCUAAAGCUGUGAGCUCUGGUUUUUGGAGAGCUUUUAAGAAAUAUAUACAUGUCUGUGUCAGACAGUCCGUAACUUACCUCCUCUGGGCUUGUGAAACCGUGAAGACCACGUAAUGCAAGAGAAACUCAGUCCCCACCAUCCCUUCCCAGCACCAGAUUCACUGUACAAGAUCCUCUUGACUCAUUUUCCUUCCUCUUUCCUGCUCCGAUUUCUGAUACGAAUAGGAAGCACUGGGGAGCAGAUGAUAAAACAGGGAACCCAUUGGUGGGUUCCACAAUGCUCAUGAGAGCUUCUGUGUGCAGGAACUCGAGCUCAGGGCUUCUCAACGUGGCCUCUCCCUGCAGUCACCUGGGCAGCUUUCAGCUAUGAGUGAUGCCAGCAUCCCACCCAGAGAUUCUGAUGUAAUUGGUCUGGGGUGUGGCCUGGGCCUCAGGAGUUCAGAAAGGUCCCCAGGUGCUUCUAGUGUGUGGCCAGGGUUGGGGACCUCUGCCCUACCCACACAAUGGUGGACGAGAUAGACCUGGGGUUAGAAGUGGCCACAAGCUGUGAGCGAAGAUGUGCCCGUCUGAGCUUUGUACGAGCUCCGAUGUUUUAAACAGGCAGCUUUAGAGGUGGUUUGGAAGAGGACAGCCUGUUCUGUCAGGUCCCAGAAUGUAUAUUUAUUAAGUGCCAUUAAAAGGGACGUGAACAAAAUUGGAUGUUUUUGUAGGCAUAAGGGAGAAAACCGAAAUACACUUGGAACCAAAUCUGUCUCAUGAAGGGAAAAUAAAAAUGGAUUCAGUAGCACAUGGGUUAUGGUUUCUCGUAGACCAAGGGAUGAGAUUAAAAGUCACUGAAGGGUGAGGAAAUGCAUAUUGAGAAGAUGGAGAAUGGCCUGAAUUUUCUCCAGGGUACUCUGUGUAAUGUGCCUUUUUUCCCCUCAAAUGCCUAGAACCAUUGCACUAUGUCUUAUUUAUUUUGCUGUUGAGCUGUCAUGUAUUAAACUUGCUAAGAUAUUUACCUUUGAACCAAAUGGGACUUCCAGGAGAUGAAGACUGAUUCACAAGUGCGCCCCUUGCUUCCUGCAAUGGAGUGAGAGCUCUUUAACCCUUUUGGGCCCCAACCCAGUAUUGGACGUGAGGCCGAGAUCACACUCUCAAAGGAAAGAAGGCGAAUUCCUGGUUAAUAUAACAAGCUCUAGCUUGGUGAAUGACUGAUGUGAACUACUGGGAAUAAAGGACUUCA
Molecule: messenger RNA, 5102 nt
Organism: Diceros bicornis minor
Lineage: Eukaryota; Metazoa; Chordata; Mammalia; Perissodactyla; Rhinocerotidae
Gene: ARHGEF37
Product: Rho guanine nucleotide exchange factor 37
Exons: 14
Coding region: 136-2343 (735 amino acids)
Cellular component (GO): cytoplasm
Molecular function (GO): guanyl-nucleotide exchange factor activity; protein binding
Source: RefSeq, a predicted model, not a curated record